AUGGCGACAAGCAUAUUGAGGCCUUUGCCGCCAGGGGUUUCGGAACCUUUGGCGGCAGACACUUACAACGAUCGUGGUGGAUUCAUAGCAAUAAUCACAGCUCUGUGUCUGGGAUUUGCGCUGGUUUCCUUGGGGAUCCGUGCAUAUGUGCAGUAUUCCAGGCAUGUAGUGAGGAAAGAUGAUUAUGUUCUUCUAGCGGCGACGAUCCUAUUCUGCACCCAAUCAUCCGUCGUUUUCCUCCAGAUAGCUUACGGAUGGGGAAAGUCGGAAGAGCUUCUGAGGGGACAGAAUCAAAUACCUUUGCUGAAGGCAACUUAUGCAGCGGAUAUGUUAUUUAUCCUCACUCAUUGCGUCUCAAAAAGCUCGGCUGCCAUGUUUUACUUACGGAUAUCACCAAGCCGGAACCAUCUCUUUGUAGUAUGGGGCCUAGUCUGCUCGUCGGUCAUCUGGGCAGUGAUAUCCAUGUUUUUAAUAGCCUUGGGUUGCGACCAUGCUCGGCCAUGGACGGAUGUUGGAUCAGAAUGUCGCUCGAUGUUUCCCCGUUGGCAAUUUAUAGGGGCGUUUGAUAUAAUCACCGAAUUCGGUUUGGCAAUUGUAUCUUUCUUCCUUGUGGCUGGCGUCCAAAUGCCGAUGAUACGGAAAGUAGUUGUUGUGCUGGCGUUUAGCUCCCGUCUGCUGGUCGCACUCCCGGCAUCCUUCCACAUACACUACGUAGAGAAAAUGCUCGACUCUCCAGAUCAUACGCUGGUGGGCACCUACGUCACAAUUUGCCUGCAGCUGGAAUUAAGUUAUGGAAUCAUGGCAAAUACUAUUCCCUGUCUAAAGCCCUUCAUGGCCGCAUACGAAGACACGGGCAAACCCUCUUACAGGGCCCGUAGCAAUAGCGGAAACAACAAAAGCAAAAGCAAAAGCAAAAGCAGCCCUAACCGCAAAUCCAGUCGCGACAUUCACACUCUCUCUACGAUCUCAUCAUCCGUAAAAUUCCCCAAGUUCAAAAACCCAUGGGCGAGUAAUUCAAAUACCAUGCAUCUCAGCUCCCAACCGCCAUCCUCACCACUCCCCAGGGCCCCUCCUAGGGCCAAGCAGCCAUUAGGAGCCGGUGAGAUAAGCUACACCGCAACGGUUCGCCAUAGCAGCCAGGGACGGGAUGAUCCCAGUUUGGAGAGUGACGACAGCAAUCGAUUAAUUAUUAAAAAGGAUGUCAAUUGGAAUGUUGAAUGUUCGAAGUCCGCGGAGCGGGAGACAGAUCCUGCCCCCCCCUAA
Molecule: messenger RNA, 1263 nt
Organism: Paracoccidioides lutzii Pb01
Exons: 5
Coding region: 1-1263 (420 amino acids)
Source: RefSeq, a predicted model, not a curated record